This is a messenger RNA of Taeniopygia guttata (zebra finch), 591 nucleotides long. RefSeq names its product C-C motif chemokine 3. Gene Ontology annotation, molecular function: chemokine activity; CCR chemokine receptor binding. Gene Ontology annotation, biological process: chemokine-mediated signaling pathway; positive regulation of GTPase activity; eosinophil chemotaxis. Lineage: Eukaryota; Metazoa; Chordata; Aves; Passeriformes; Estrildidae. The record is from RefSeq and is a predicted model, not a curated record. Gene Ontology annotation, cellular component: extracellular region.
CGUGGUGGGAGUAUAAAAGGAGACCAGCAGGAGCAGGGGACCAUGCAGAGGAGAGCCCUACAGACACCCCAGCUCCAGUCUCACUCGUGGCUCUCUCAGCCUUCCCAGCACCAUGAGGGUCCUUGCAGCUGCCCUGGCUGUUCUGCUCCUUGUGGCCAUCUGCUCCCUGGCUGAGGCUGAUCUCAGAGUCUCCAGGAGUCCUGCACUUUCCAAGGAUGAAGACAAAACGAUGUGCUGCUUCUCCUACAUUUCGCGCCGCAUUCCACGCAGCGUCAUCAGCUCUGCCUACAUCACCAGCAACACCUGCUCAAUGCCAGCCGUGGUCUUGAUCACCAGGCAGGGGAAGAAGAUAUGUGCAGACCCCAAGGCUGACUGGGUGCAGAAACAUCUGAAGCACUUGGAGCGUCUGGAGCACUGACUCCUCCCUGCUGCUGCCCCAGGGCAGAGGGCUCAGCCCCCACCAUGAGACUGCAAUAAGAGUGCUUGAGCUGCAUCCUUCUUUCAAAGGAAACAUUUAUUACAAUUGGCAUAUACUUGUUUAACUAAAUUUUGCUUGCAUAAAUGCUUGAAUAAAAUGUUUGGCUUGUCAAA